Messenger RNA from Adineta ricciae, 954 nucleotides. NCBI's taxonomy places the organism in Eukaryota, Metazoa, Rotifera, Eurotatoria, Adinetida, Adinetidae. The record is from the annotation of a GenBank genome assembly.
AUGACAACAGCGAUUUGCUCGUAUGAAAACAUUCGUCAAAUAACAUCAUGUACUGUCUGUAAUCGCACGUUUAAAGACCCACGAAUUUUACCAUGUGGUCACACAUUCUGCGUCGAUUGUAUAAGAAAUACAAUGCUUGAUACAACUAUCAUGUCCUGUCCGAAUUGCUUGGCUAAACAUACGAUUGUGAAUGUUGAUUUGUUAUCACAAAAUGUUGCUUUGAUGCAGUUGUUGCAUAUUCGAAAAAUUGAUAUUGUUCAGAAUAAACAAUGUGCGAUAUGCAAUGUGCAACCGUCGAUCACAUCAUGUGCACAUUGUUCUCGUCAAGCGUGUGUUUCAUGUUUAGAAAUUCAUCGACAAGAAGUUAUUGGAGAAAUCACACGUGAAACAAUGGAAAUCGAACGAAUGAGUGAAGAAUUGAAGUUAACAUUGAAUCAAUCGGCGAAUGAUUUUCGAGAUCAAUGUGAUGAAACAUUUCAACAUGUGAACAAACGUUUUGAUGAAAUGCAAAAGAAUUUAAAGUUAUUAAAUGAACGUUUGUGUCAGAAAAUUCAAGAAUUUCAUGAUCAACGUCAAGCGGAUUUGACACGAUGUGUUGCUCGUCUUCAUACGGAAAUUCAAUCAAUCGAUAAAUUCGUUCUCGAUUCCAAACAUUUACUCAUCGAUGUCAAUGUCCAAUAUUCUUUAUAUCAACAGUUACAGAUAAUACCUGACGUGACAUUGGGUUUAACUAUUGAUGCACCACGAUCCAUUCGUUGUGUACGAGACUUAUUAUUUGUUACAUCAAGUUUAUCGAAAAGUAUUUUUGUUUUUACAAUUGAUGGAGAAUAUCGUGGAGAAUUAAGACAUGAAUUAUUCGCCAAACCGAUUGGAAUUCUUUUCAUUGAUGAUAGUCUUUAUGUAACUGAUUGUGAUAAACAUGCGUUAUUUCAUUUUAAUGGAGUUUUGCAAUAA